Molecule: messenger RNA, 541 nt
Organism: Meloidogyne enterolobii
Lineage: Eukaryota; Metazoa; Nematoda; Chromadorea; Rhabditida; Meloidogynidae
Source: the annotation of a GenBank genome assembly
AUGCUAACUGUGUUUUUAUGGUCUUGCCGUCAGUUAUACGUAAAUAUAUUGCGCAUCCUAUUCCGAUUGCUGAUGCAUCGGAGAAUCCAUGUAACUCAAAAUUUAAUUUACUUUGACUCAUUUUACUCGAAAAAUGACGCGGAAUUACAAUCUCUUGACUGUCCCACUUUUGCAUUAAUUCUUUCCAUUCGAUAAUGAAAUUAUUUUCUGCUUGCGUGUCCCAUUUUAACUUUUUAUUUUCUUCCAAUUUCUGCCUUAAUAAUUUGCCUUGUAAUAUAAUUGGACUUAUCAGCCCUAGAGGAUCGAAUGGUUGAGCUAUUGCUGAUAAAACAUUGCGUCGCGUUACAGUUUUUUCUUUCGGAUAUUCUUUUAGUUUUAUUGAUAUAUUGUCUUUAUUUAUGUCCCAGUUUAAACCUAGUAAUUUAGUUUUAUUUUCUUGUAAUUUGUCACAUUCGGGUAUUUCUGAGCAUUGUUUCCAAGCAUUUGAAGUAAAUUCUCUCACAUUCAUGUUUGCUUCUUUAAAAAUCUUUUUCAAUCUUAG